CACCCCAUCAUCCAAAGCUGCAUUUGGGAAGUUGCUUCAUCUCCAGUCGUCGCUUCCAGAGUGUGAGGAGCCCAAUAAACAAAUCUGGCUAAAAACAAGGGUUUCUGAAUAACCGCUGAAAGACCGUUGAAAACCCUAAAAGACCGCUGGAUCUCGGUGUCCUGGAAUUCAUGGUGAUCUUUUCUCAGGACGAGAGAGGGUAACUACAAAAAACGGUCAGGAAGCAAGAAUGGGGGCUCCUAAGCAAAAAUGGACAUCAGACGAGGAGGAUGCUCUAAGAGCUGGAGUCGACAAACAUGGAGCUGGUAAGUGGAGAACCAUACAGAAGGACCCAGAAUUCAGUCAAUGGCUCUCUGCUCGGUCAAAUGUCGAUCUCAAGGACAAAUGGAGGAAUAUGAGUGUUAGUGCUGGUGGGCAAGGCUCCAGAGAGAAGCCUAGGAUUCCAAAGGUAAAGGGAGUUCCCUCUCUUCCCUACUCUAGCUCUCCAACCACGUCUGCCCCUCUUGCACAAGAUGUGGUGCCAUUGGCAGUCAUAGAGCCCUCAAAAAGCUUGCAAGAUGGAAAAGCUCCUCAACUUCGGUACAACUCCAUGAUUAUUGAAGCUCUUUCGGCGAUGCGAGAUCCACAUGGAUGUGAUAUUAAUUCUAUUGCGUGCUUUAUUGAGGAAAGAAACGAGAUACCACCGAAUUUCAGAAGGGUGCUCACUGCGAAGUUGAGAAGGCUGGUUGCUCAAGAGAAAAUUGAGAAGAUCCAGAGUAACUACAAACUUAAGAAUCCAUCAUCAAGCAUCAAAACCUCUUUUCAGAGGCAGCCCGAUCAACUGAACCGCCAUGGACCUCCUCAGAGCUUUCCUGGAAACCACGUCAAUGGAGUUGAGGAAGCAGCAGCCUAUGCUGCAUGCAGAAUAGCAGAGGCCGAGUACAGGUUUGAGCUUGCGAAUGAGUCCGCCAAUGAAGCAGCCUGGAUCUCAAAGCUGGCUGAAGAAUCCGAUGCUCUUCUUCUGCUUGCAAAGAACCUAUAUAGUCAGUGUUUGCAGGGUGAGAUAUCAACUGUGGGUUAGGCUUUAAAGCAUUGGUGGUGGUGGCAUCUGCUCAUUUCCGCCGUGUUUUAUUCUACUCUGUAAAUUAAUGUACUCCUCCCUCCCUCUCUCUCUCUCUCUUGCUCUCUCUCUCGAUCUUGGGGCGUUGGAAACAGUUGACCUUUAGUUUUCUGAAAGUUGUGGAAUUAAAGCUUAAGGCUUCAUUUUCUCUUCAAAGCAUGGAAUGGUAAUAGCUGAUUAAUCCAAAAAAUAAA
Amborella trichopoda is the source of this 1293-nucleotide messenger RNA. Its product is annotated as single myb histone 4. Gene Ontology annotation, biological process: nucleosome assembly. Gene Ontology annotation, molecular function: double-stranded telomeric DNA binding. Lineage: Eukaryota; Viridiplantae; Streptophyta; Magnoliopsida; Amborellales; Amborellaceae. The record is from RefSeq and is a predicted model, not a curated record. Gene Ontology annotation, cellular component: nucleosome.